AUGUCGUCGUUCUACGAUGACAUGGAGAAGAUGAAAAUCGAGGAUUUCCUUGGCAGAAUUCAACACUUCAGAAGCUACAGCAAAGGAAGUGAUUCUGGUGCACAUUGCUCAGAUUGCACCUGGACCUUAUCCAAGUUGAAUGUGAUGUACAAAAAGACUGCAGAAUACGCAAAAAUGAGAACUACUGACGAUGACGUCAUCGAGUGGAAUACACUGAUUCUGGAGGCUCUUGAUAUGCCGGAUGAGUCUCAAACAAUCAAAGGUCCGUCGCCAGCAAAGAAGCCAAGAGUCGCCCCAACUACUUGUAUUGCUACUGAUACUCAGAAAUUGCCGGAUGCUGUGAGCAAUAGAAUCGAUGCGAUGAUCAGAGAAAUUCAAGGAUAUGGCGAUGAUCUUACCGAAGAAGAUAUUUUCGGUUCUCCGGACGAAGAGGAUCAGGAGGAGGAGGAAGAUGAAGAUGAAGAGGAAGACGCCAGUGGGGUCGAAGUUGAUGGAGAAGAAACUGUUGUCAAGGAUUCGGAGCAGGGAGAUGAGAACGACAACAAAAAAGAACUGGAGAAGGAAGAGAAAUAA
Messenger RNA from Caenorhabditis briggsae, 573 nucleotides. The transcript has 2 exons. Lineage: Eukaryota; Metazoa; Nematoda; Chromadorea; Rhabditida; Rhabditidae. The record is from RefSeq and is a predicted model, not a curated record. Bases 1 to 573 code for a protein of 190 amino acids.